GUUUCCAAGUCAGAGAAAGUAGAAAGUAGAGAGAGAAAUAAACAGCAAACUCCGAAAGGGCGAAAGGCCGACGACUCCCAGUCACUUCCUCCAUGGAGUCGCCGCCGGCGUAAAUAGAAAAGAAAAAAAUUAAAAAAAGAACAGCUCUACCGCAAUUACAGCAGCCACCACCUCCUCCACCUACUCUUUUCUUGGCUGCCGGUUUAGAACGAUCCGUUUCCGGACUGCUUUUUUUGAACUUCCACCGGUGAGCACUUUUCCUGUCAUAAUUGGAUUGCGAGCUUACUUCUUUUCUACUCUUUUAUGGUUUUCCUUCUCUCCAAUGCUCAUUAACUGCUUUGACACUGUCGUCUUACCCCUAGUUUUUGUUUUCAUUCUGUGAUUUUAGCGUACAGAAGUUAGGGUUUUAGGAUUUUUCAGCUUCUAUUUUUUUUUUUUUUUUUUGAGAUUCUGAGUUCUGAAUAGCGAAAUUUUGUGGAAUUCUGCUUCCUUUUCUGUAUAAGGAGGUUAUCUGUUUAGAGUUGGUUGUCAGUGACUGAGCGGCUUCUAAUCUUAUUCAUUCUGCUAUUCUGAUACACGAUCUAUGUACGUUUAGGGACAAAGACGCUUUUGUUGUUGUUGUUGUUGAUUGAGGCUUGAAAAGGGUUUUUGAUCUUUUUAUUUCUUUCUUGCAUUCAUGCUUGGACCUUAAGGGAUAGUGCAUGUUCAUGGUUUAAAUUUUGUACUCAUUUGGACAAUCUUCAGGUAAGCCUUUGUGUGCUUGUAUAAGAGGCAGCGGUGAGUUGCUAGGAUUGCAACUAUUUGUGGUUCCGAGGCUGCAGUGUAAAACUUCCAUGCUAUUUUAAGUGAUGAGAGCUAAACUUCGUCAAUGAAAAUAAGUUGUGUAUUUUGUUGUAUUUUGACUGGAUGGUAGGUUGAUUACUAGAUUUAGUGUCUGCCAGAGUUUGGAGUUUGUAGAAUUUUUGGCUUCUGAGUGCAUUGAUCCUUUUUUGAGUGGUUUUUUUUCCCUGUUGGGGCUACUUAGGAACUCAUAUUAUCUCGUCCUUCUGUGGGAAUUCAUCAUUUGAACAAGAUUUUCUGUUGGUUGAAUCACUUGAUUUUUGGGAAUCACAAUUUCUAUUGUACUCAAAGUUGCUUUUUGUUUUACUGGGUUUCUGUUUCUUGGAUGGCAGGUUCUUUGGUUAGGUAUAAUCUGUAACUAUGUCUAUGAACAACAAUAAUCCUCCUAAAAACCUUGGGGUUCCGUCCCCAUUUGGCGGUGCUAUGCCUGCAAACAUGGCUGCUCAUCUCCAGGCCCAGGUUCACGCUCAAGCUCAAGCUCAAGCUCAGUCCCAAGCCCAGCAACAAGUAGGCGCUGGCUUUCCAGGGCAGUUCAAUCUUUCUCAACUUUCUGCUGCUCAGGUUCAAGCCUUUGCUCAAGCACAAUCUAAGGCUCAGGCUCAGGCUCAGGCUCAGGCUCACGCACAAGCUCAAGCUCAAGCACAUGCGCAAUAUCAGGCUCAGUUGCAGGCUCAAGGAAUUGCCCUUAGUCAUGCUCAUGCCGGUGGCAUUCCGAAUCUGGGUUCCUCAAAUCCUUCCAUUUCAGGUUCUGGUGGUAAUUCCAUUAUAAAACGGUUACCUCAGAAACCACCUGUACGGCCAUCUGGCUUAGCCACAACUAAUGUGGCUUCUCCCCUGAGAGCUAUGGAGCUUUCUGCUGCUGCUCGUAAGAAGAAGCAGAAGCUCCCUGAGAAACAAUUGCAUGAAAGGGUUGCAGCAAUUUUGCCUGAAUCUUCUCUUUACACUCAGCUCCUUGAGUUCGAGUCUCGUGUUGAUGCUGCCUUGUCAAGAAAGAAAAUUGAUAUCCAGGAAGCAGUUAAGAAUCCACCCUGUAUUCAGAAAACUCUACGUAUUUAUGUAUUUAACACUUUUGCGAAUCAGAUACGUACAAUCCCUAAGAAGCCAAAUGCGGAGCCACCAACCUGGACCCUUAAAAUCAUUGGGAGAAUUCUGGAGGAGGGAAUGGACCCUGAUCAAGCUGCCAUGUUUCAGAAAACUAAUUCCAUGUAUCCCAAGUUCUCAGCUUUCUUCAAGAGAGUUACCAUAUCUUUGGACCAGAAAUUGUAUCCAGAAAACCAUAUGAUAAUAUGGGAUAAUGCUCGAUCAUCAGGACCGCAUGAGGGAUUUGAGGUAAAAAGGAAAGGUGAUCAAGAAUUCACUGCUAAUAUACGGUUGGAAAUGAAUUAUAUGCCUGAAAAGUAUAAACUAUCAGCUGCCCUGAUGGAAGUCCUGGGAAUUGAGGUUGACACUCGUGCAAGAAUUAUAUCUGCGAUCUGGCACUAUGUUAAGGCAAGAAAGUUGCAGUGUCAGGAUGAUCCUUCAUAUUUCAAUUGUGACCCCCCUCUUCAUAAAGUUUUUGGUGAACCAAAGGUGAAGUUUACGGCUGUGACACAGAAGAUAUCCCCUCACUUGGCUCCUCCUCAACCUAUACAUUUGGAGCACAGGAUCAAACUUUCUGGUAAUAGCCCUGCUGGGACCGCAUGUUACGACAUAUUAGUAGAUGUACCAUUCCCGAUACAGAGGGAGCUGAAUGCUUUGCUAGCUAACACAGAAAAAACAAAAGAGAUUGAUGCCUGUGAUGAGGCAAUUUGUAGUGCCAUCAGGAAAAUACAUGAGCACCGAAAACGGAGAGCAUUUUUUCUUGGUUUUAGUCAGUCACCAGUUGAAUUUAUCAAUGCUUUAAUCGAUUCCCAAAACAAGGACCUUAAGCUUUUGGUAGGGGAAGCUAGCCGCAGUGCCGAGAAGGAGCGUCGGUCUGAGUUUUACAACCAGCCUUGGGUUGAGGAUGCUGUUAUCCGGUACUUGAAUCGGAAGCCACCUUCAGAUGCACCUGGAAGCACAUGAAAGAGUGAGGCCUGGAAACACACCAGUGCAUCCCAAUCCUUCUCGAACUUGCAAGUUUCUGCCGUCAGGAAGAGUUUCCUUCUCUAGGUGGGUAAGAUAAUAUCCUCGUAAAACAACAAAUUUUAGGAAAAAUCUGUGGGGCAAAUUGCCCGGGCUUGGGCUUUUCUGGCCAGCUCAGUGCAAGUGGGGCUCAAUCUAUUCUCCAGUCAUGUCUCUUUGAUAUUGGUUCUCUAAAUUCUCAGGGAAGGUUUCCUUUUGAGUGUAUCUUUCUCUCUCUCUCUUUGAUGGAAAGAAUCUGCAAGGCUCUUGAGGUUUAUCUGUAGGUAGUAAGUAGUUGAUUUAGAACGCUGAACAGUAGAUCAAAGGUUGUUUAGCCCCUACAUGCUAACAGUUCUAAUAUUUUUAGUUGAUCUUUUGGUGCUUGUAUUUCGAAAUCAUCUACCUUCUUGGCAUAGUGUUUUUACUUUUUACUUGUGGACCUUAAAAGUCUUUUGGAAGAAGCUUCCCUGUCAUGAAUAGUUCAUGAUUGGAUGUUUAGUGUCAAAAAUUGGAUAGAAAAGAAUGUCAUCCGAACUUCUCAUAGCAUGAGCCAUUUAAAUGGGAAGAAUGAAGGGUGAUAUUUUAUCGAAUUGGUUUUACUUCUUUCUUUUUCCUUUUUUUUUUCUUUUUUCCUUUUACUAUAAUUUCUCAAAUUCCAAGUGAUAACUUGUUUUCGAUACUUGGGGAUUGU
This is a messenger RNA of Oldenlandia corymbosa var. corymbosa, 3613 nucleotides long. The record is from the annotation of a GenBank genome assembly. Lineage: Eukaryota; Viridiplantae; Streptophyta; Magnoliopsida; Gentianales; Rubiaceae.